Molecule: messenger RNA, 270 nt
Organism: Meloidogyne enterolobii
Lineage: Eukaryota; Metazoa; Nematoda; Chromadorea; Rhabditida; Meloidogynidae
Source: the annotation of a GenBank genome assembly
GUACUUCAGUUAUACAAUUAACUGCUUCUGUUCUUCUUCAAAGCCAAUUCUCUGUCAGUUUUCGUUUUCGAACUUUUUCUGCUUGCAAUCGAAGUAUUAAAAUUGAUGGAAAUGGUUAAAGAAUUACACAAUUUGUUAAAAAGUAAUUUUCUUCUUUUAGUUCCCGAUGGUGUUUUAUUAGCUUCUGGACGUAUUACUUCUCCCAAAUACUCAUAUUACCCUUAUUUGGAAGGUAGAACAAUUAAAAUUUUCGAAUUUAAUUUUUUGUAA